AUGAUGCGGACGGUGGGGCUGCCGGGCGGCGACGAGGUCGUGGCGCUCGGCCAGGGCACGUGGCGCAUGGGCGAGCGCCGGGCUGCGCGCAAGGACGAGGUGGCGGCGCUCCGCCACGGCAUCGCCUGCGGCAUGACGCUCGUCGACACGGCGGAGAUGUACGGCUCCGGCGGGGCGGAGAAGGUCGUCGGCGAGGCGAUCCGCGGGCAGCGCGAUACGGUCUACCUGGUGAGCAAGGUCCUGCCGUCCAACGCCGGACGCAAGCGCAUGGCGCGCGCCUGCGAGAAGAGCCUGAAGUGCCUCGGCACCGACUACCUCGACCUCUACCUGCUGCACUGGCGGAGCGGCGUCUCCCUCGACGAGGUCGUUGAAGGCUUCCUCGCGCUUCAGGAGGCCGGCAAGAUUCGCCGCUUCGGGGUCAGCAAUUUCGACACCGACGACAUGGAAGAGCUGUGGGAGACCCCGAGCGGCCAAGGCUGCCAGACCAACCAGAUCCUCUACAACCUCUCGCGGCGCUGGCCCGAGGCGGCGCUCAUGGACUGGAGCCGUCGCCACAGUCAGCCGCUCAUGAUCUAUUCGCCGCUGGAGCAGGGCAGGCUGCCCGAAGGGGGUGCGCUCGGCGCCAUCGCGGCCGAGCGUGGCGUGACGCCGAUGCAGGUGGCGCUCGCCUGGGUGCUCCGCCAUGAGGACAUGUUCGUCGUACCCAAGGCGAGCCGCAUCGCCCAUGUCGACGAGAACCUGGGCGCGCUCGACAUUACGCUCACCGAUGACGAGCUUGCGGCCCUGGACACGGCCUUCCCGCCGCCCGCCGGCGACGCCCCUCUCGAAUUACACUAG
Molecule: messenger RNA, 837 nt
Organism: Geodia barretti
Lineage: Eukaryota; Metazoa; Porifera; Demospongiae; Tetractinellida; Geodiidae
Source: the annotation of a GenBank genome assembly